GAUAUGGUGAAGUGAUCAUGGCGGGAUACAUGAAAAUGACAACCUGCUACCUCACAACAAGUGUUCAACUAAUGCUGUUUACUGUGCUCCUUACCUGUUUGCCUGGAGCCUCACACCAGAAUACUGAAAACAAUCAUUCAAUACGUGAUCUGUGGGAUGGAGAGGCGAUCACCAUAUCGGGGCCCAACCGAUUCUGUCACAGAAACACCAUUGUGCCAACCUGGAGACAAACAUGGACAAGAAUUCAGGUCAAAGUGUGGAGCAAAGAUGUGUUUAAGGUGGUGACAGUGGAGGGUGAGGAGGAGCUGCAGCAGCUGGAUCGCUUCAGCAUUUUGGGAUGGUUUCAGAGUUUGCUACGCGAGAAGCACAAUGAAACCAGCAUUAAUGUUAACCUGUACAACAAGAAGAUAUGCUUCAAGGUCGACCCUGCUGGAAAAACUCAAUACACCGUCAAGCUGCUUCGCAAGUUUGAUGUCUAUCUGUUUCUGGUGUUCCUCGCGGGAGGGUUGUUGUUUUUCUUUGCUGACUCACUCAGCAGGAGUCAGGCUUUUUUCUACUCUGCUGGUAUGGGCACAGGCAUGAUCGCCUCUCUCAUCAUCCUCUUUUUUAUUCUGGCACGCCUUAUGCCCAAGAAAAGUCCCUUUUAUGUGUUGAUAGUAGGAGGCUGGUCAUUUUCUGUCUACGCCAUCCAGCUCGCUUUCAGGAACCUCAGCAUAAUUAUGCAGGAGCACUGGCACGCAGCGUUAGGUUAUGUAGUCGUGGUGGGGUUCAUCAGUUUUGCAGUGUGCUAUCGGUAUGGUCCGCUGGUUGACCAGAAGAGCAUCAACAUCCUGUCCUGGACGCUGCAGCUGUUCGGUCUACUGUUGAUUUAUUUAGGGAUUCAAAUUCAGCGGGUUGCCUUAACUGUCAUUUUGGCGGCUGUGAUCGCCAAAUAUCUGGAAUAUCCGGUGGUCCUGGCCGUGUCUGCAUAUAGGAAGAUGAGGCGGUACGUGCGGUGGAAGCCGGAGCCGCGCCGCCUGCUGACUGAGGAGGAGUACCAGAAGCAGGGCGAGGAAGAGACCCGGCGUGCUUUGGAAGAACUGCGGAAACAAUGCAACAGCCCGGAGUUCAGCCCAUGGAAGGCCGUGUCUAGACUUCAGUCUCCUAAAAGGUUUGCAGAUUUCGUCGAAGGAUCCCCCCACUUGAUGCCGAACGAGGUGUCCGUCCACGCUCAGGAGUACGGCUUCGGAGGAUCUUUUUUUGAAGAUGAAAUUUUCGACACCGACGACGACGAUGAUGAAGAGGACAUUAAAGGAUUUGUGAAGCCAGAGUGAGGCUACACAGCAAAGGACUGUGUCUCAGAGCAGAGACUGGUUGUAGCCUCUCAGAGGGGUGGUGUGAAAGCAGCUCUCGAACGCUGGAGAAUGGAUUCAAAUCCAAAGGGGAUGUUCAGGGAAAAAAAAAAAAAACCCUGAACAUCGAAGACAGAAUGAGAGGUCAAAAUGUUUGCUUUUUCCUGUUGCACUACAGCUUUAUUUUGAAACAAGGUUUAAAAAUUUGGUGAAACUGAGUGAUUGAGACGAUUUGGGGUCGAGUUUUCAAAGCAUGUUGUAUUUCCAGCCUCUCGGGUUCUUGUGAGAGUGACGGCAACCAGGCACAUCACUGUGAUUUACAGAUUCUGUACUGUUAAGCAAAAGAGGAGCGAUGUUUGUUUUCCACACAUUUCUUUUAAUGGACAUCUGUAGAUGUGAUUUAGAUUAUUUUGAAUUAAAAAAAUAUAUGUUUUUGAGACAUGGCAGCUUCAUUUGUGUUGCACAUUUCAACAACAGCGCAAGAAGUGCUUGAGGUAAAGCCCGACCAACAAAAAUACCAGGGAAACGGCUGGAAACCAGGAUCAGGAUUUUUUUACUCUUCUGAAGUGAAGCGGUUUCAGGUUCUUGAGCAACAAAGAAUGUCCUUAUAUGGCGUUAUCUCUUUCUUACAGUCUCAAAACGCUCAACACAAUCAGACGCAUGUGAAGUCUUUCUGAAACUAGUCUAUGGAAUUUGCUAAAAUGUCUAUUAUAUCAGUCUAAAGGAAGAAGCAGGGAUAAUGCUGCUGUUCUCAGUAUUAGGAGGGAAAAUAAAUCAUUCAGAAAGUAUUCACACAACCUUAUUCCGAAGUCCAUUCAAUUUUUCUCUCAAAAUUUGACAUAACGAAUAAUGGCAUGAUUUGAGGCUGUAGCUGCUCCCGAAGGAGCAUCAACAAAGCA
Molecule: messenger RNA, 2230 nt
Organism: Salarias fasciatus (jewelled blenny)
Lineage: Eukaryota; Metazoa; Chordata; Actinopteri; Blenniiformes; Blenniidae
Gene: nemp1
Product: nuclear envelope integral membrane protein 1
Exons: 9
Coding region: 18-1313 (431 amino acids)
Cellular component (GO): nuclear envelope
Source: RefSeq, a predicted model, not a curated record